AUGGCCCCGUUUGGCCUUUGCGCGUUGCUUCUUGCAUUGGCAAUUUCUAUUCGGCCCAUCCUGACACAUUCGUGGGUCGAGCAGCUUGUGAGGAUUGCUCCUAAUGGCACCAUGAUCGCACCGGCAGGCUAUAUCCGAGGUUACGUUGGUCGCACAGAGCCAGGGUUCAAUGAUGCUGAGAACACGUACCUGCUCCCCCCCAACGGUCGUCCUGAUGGCAAGGUGGUCCACUCCGACGACCGCAUCUGUAAAGCAACGCAGCAGAUCGGUAACUACAGCGAAGACUACCCGAUGCUGCACGUUGCGCGCGGUGACCUUGUUGCCUUGCGGUACCAAGAAAAUGGCCAUGUAACCCUCACCAAAAGCAACGCAAACGUCAAGCCGGACAAGAGUGGCAUCGUAUACGUGUACGGGACGGCAAACCCCCUGGCCAGCGACACGCUCUUGGGAAUUCACCAGGUGUGGACUGCGGAUGGGCAAGGCGGCGAUAGGAGAGGACGACUGCUCGCCACGCGAAACUUCGACGAUGGACAAUGCUACCAGAUUAACGACACGCCCAUCUCGAAGUCGAGGCAGAUCCAGGCCUCCAAGGAAGCCGAAGAUCCCCAGGGUGCCGACCUCUGGUGCCAGUCGGAUAUCCGGCUACCCUGUGAUUUGCCCCGAGCUGGGACGUACACCCUUUAUUGGGUCUGGGACUGGCCGACGCUUGCGCCAGAGACGAACAAUCAGUCCGCCGUCGUAUCCCCCGAGAUAUACACUUCCUGUAUGGACAUCAACCUAGACGAUUUCAGCCAGUCGGCGGACCAGAACGUGAACUUUAUCCACGAACAAGACGCGAACAGCAGGGUUAUCUAUGAACAGCUUGACAACAACUUUAUCUAG
Anthostomella pinea is the source of this 882-nucleotide messenger RNA. NCBI's taxonomy places the organism in Eukaryota, Fungi, Ascomycota, Sordariomycetes, Xylariales, Xylariaceae. The record is from the annotation of a GenBank genome assembly.